AUGGGCCAGUCCUGCAGCCUCUGCGACUCGGACAAGCAGGGGGAAAUCAACCUGGACGACCUGCGGGCUUCGGCGUGCGCGGAGGAGGCGCCCGUCCUGCAGCUGCGCGGGCAUGGUGGGGCGAAGGAGAAGAAGGAGAAGAAGGACAAGAAGGAGAAGAAGGACAAGAAGGGCAAGAAGGACAAGCGCGCGGCCGAGGCGCCGGCCCUGGCGCCGGAGAGCGCUGCGGAGCUCAGGCCCACCGCUGGACCUAGGCCUGCUGCUUCCGAGCUGGCCCCGCUCUGCUUGACGCCGGCCCCUGGCGCAGACCCUCUCAUCACCGACGCUGCGUGCGCCAAGGUAGAGGACUGCGCAGACGAGGUUGCGGAGGAGGGCCAGCUGGGCGCCCCGGUGCAGGCCCGGCCGCCGGGCAGCUGGCGGACCCUCCCCUCCGUCGGCACCUGGCUGAUGCCGCGGCCGCGGGCCGCGCCGACGCGCACCGCCGCGCCCGUGGCGGCCGGCGCGGGGCUGCUGGCGGCCCCCAAGGACGAAACGGACUCUGCCAGGGACCUGCUGGAUGCCUUCAAGGAGGUGCCAGACUCCGCCAGGGAUCUGCCGGUGGCGCAGGAGGGCGAGGCGUACUCCCUGGAGCUCCGCAGGUGGCUCUCCAAGGACGUGGAGGCGGAGCUCACGGAGGCCCUCGCGUGGCCCUCCGCAGAGAAGGCGCCCGCGCGCGUCGAGGCCGCGCCCGCGCUCGCCGAGCCCGCGCAGGAGCAG
Messenger RNA from Prorocentrum cordatum, 756 nucleotides. NCBI's taxonomy places the organism in Eukaryota, Dinophyceae, Prorocentrales, Prorocentraceae. The record is from the annotation of a GenBank genome assembly.